GCCGAGCAGUGCCGACCACUGACAUAAAGCUAUACAUUUAUAUACGAAAAGGUAAGAGUCAGUGUGGUAGAGAGUCAGAUAUGUGCUGAACACAUAGAAGACGACAAGCGACGAGCGACAUCUGUCAAAUAUUAAAAUACAAGCGUUCUUAUGGGCACAGAUUUUUUGACAACAGCACGACUACGCGACAACCGACUUGUAGUUGUCGUUGUCGCUAAAUUAAAAAUGUUUCUAAUUUUGGCGACGACAAUGGCCGCUGUAGAGCUGCCACUAAUAUGUGAAAUGUAAAAUUAUUAAAAAUUUUAAUAAGUAUGACGAUAUUUUGCCAGCAGAAGCGUAAAAUAGCUUUGAUAUAUUAUUUAUAAUACAUUAUUUAUAAUUUAAAACAAACAAUUCGGUUUAUUUAUAAUGUUUUAUACAAAAAAUUUAAAUUUUCAAAAUAUUUAAAUUUUAUUUAAGAAAAAGGUGUUAGUACGGCAACAAUGAAAUUGUGUACAUCAAAAAUUGAAAGUUGUUGUCGAAACAAAUAAACAUCGUAGGAGACUGCUAGGACAGAUAAUAUAGCACUGCGCAUUACUUUUAUUUGAUUUAAUUAUGGAUUUCGAUGAAGCUUUAAUAGAAGAAGUGCGUCAUCGCCCAUUUUUAUAUGAUCUUGGGCAUGGGAUUAUAAAAAAUUGAGAAAGAAGGAUCUUGCGUGGAAGGAAGUCGGAGUGUGUAUAAAAUUGAGUGGUAAGUAAAGAAGUAAAGGAGGAUGGAUCAUGUGUAGAAGUUCACGCAAGUGAGGAAAAUUUUUGAUUGUCAUUCACUUGGGAGUGGCCAGAAACGAUUCUUCUCCACAUGGUUCAAGCAGCUCACGACUUCCGGUUUUAGACCAAGUAUCCUCUGGGUAGCCAACAGACAUCCGUUUGAAGGCGAGCUAAAGUGAGAAGGCGAAGCCCGCUUAUUCGGUUGUGCGUAGGGCUUGGGACCCACCACAUAAAAACACCCCCCAAUGAAAAAUCUACGAAAGCCUCGGAUGAGACACCCCCCUUUUGAUGACGACCCCUGCAAACGUUUAAAGGACAAUGAUAUAAGGGCAUGCACCUGGAAUGUCCGGACCCUUAAUUGGGAAGGUGCCUCUGCCCAGCUGGUUGAUGUCCUCAUACGACGGGACAAGGACGGAAGAAGGUGGGUCCUUGUGACAUUGCGCAAAUUUGGUGUUGGAUUUGUGGUGGGAGAGAGACUCCGUCGCAGAGUCCUGGCAUUCACCCCGGUGGAUGAACGUCUAGCCACAAUCCGCAUCAAAGCGAGGUUCUUCAACAUAUCGCUGAUUUGCGCCCACGCCCCAACGGAAGAGAAGGACGAUGUGACCAAAGAUGCUUUCUAUGAGCGCCUAGAACGUACCUAUGAGCGCUGCCCCCGCCACGAUGUAAAAGUCGUGCUUGGCGAUUUUAACGCCAGGGUGGGUAAAGAAGGAGUCUUUGGCACAACAGUCGGAAAAUUCAGCCUCCAUGACGAAACAUCGCCAAACGGCCUGAGGCUGAUCGACUUCGCUGGGGCCCGAAAUAUGGUCGUCUGUAGUACCAGAUUCCAGCAUAAGAAAAUACAUCAAGCUACUUGGCUGUCUCCUGAUCGAAACACGCGGAACCAAAUCGAUCACGUUGUGAUAGACGGAAGAAAUGUCUCCUGUGUUUUAGACGUGCGUACGCUCCGAGGACCAAAUAUAGACUCGGACCAUUAUCUGGUCGCAGCGAAGAUACGCACCCGCCUCUGUGCAGCAAAGACUGCCCGUCAACAAACACAAGGAAGGUUCGACGUCGAAAAGCUGCAAUCGCAACAGACAGCCACGAAAUACUCUACUCGACUUGCACUCCUGCUCUCUGAGAGCACUCAUCAGCAUCUCGGUAUAAGGGAACUGUGGAACGGCAUCUCAAACUCACUGCGUACCGCUGCAGCCGAAACAAUUGGUUUUCGGCAACGACAAAAAACAAGCUGGUACGAUGAGGAGUGGCGUCUCGCAGCGGAGAGAAAACAGACUGCCUACCUCGCAACGUUGCAAACGACCACAACACGUGCGGGAUGGGAUAGAUACCGAGAGCAGAAGAGAGAAGCGAGACGCAUCUGCAGACAAAAAAAGAAAGAGGCCGAAAUGCGUGAGUACGAAGAGCUUGAGAAGCUGGCAGACAGAGGUAAUGCUCGAAAAUUUUAUGAAAAAAUGAAGCGACUUAACGAAGGUUUCAAGACCGGAGCAUCCUCAUGUAGAGACCAAGGUGGUAAUCUGGUAACCGAUGUCCAGGGCAUACUGGGAUUAUGGAGGGAACACUUCUCCGACCUGCUGAAUGGCAGUGAGAGUACAACACCAGGAGAUGGCGAACCCGAUCCCCCAAUCGAUGACGAUGGAACAGAUGUUCCAUUACCCGACCAUGAAGAAAUUCGAAUAGCAAUUACCCGCUUGAAGAACAACAAAGCAGCGGGGGCCGAUAGAUUACCGGCAGAACUAUUCAAAUACGGCGGCGAAGAACUGAUAAGGUGCAUGCAUCAGCUUCUUUGCAGAAUAUGGUCGGAAGGAAGCAUGCCUGACGAUUGGAAUCUCAGUGUGCUCUGCCCAAUCCAUAAAAAGGGAGAUCCCACAAUCUGCGCCAAUUACCGUGGGACCAGCCUCCUAAAUAUCGCAUACAAGGUUCUAUCGAGCGUACUAUGUGAAAGACUAAAGCCCACCGUCAAUAAACUGAUUGGACCUUAUUAGUGUGGCUUUAGACCUGGAAAAUCGACAACUGACCAGAUAUUCACCAUGCGCCAAAUUUUGGAGAAGACCCGUGAAAAGAGGAUCGACACACGCCACCUUUUUGUCGAUUUUAAAGCUGCUUUCGACAGCACGAAAAGGAGCUGCCUUUACGCCGCGAUGUCUGAAUUUGGUAUCCCCGCAAAACUAAUACGGCUGUGUAAAUUGACGCUGAGCAACACCAAAAGCUCCGUCAUGAUUGGGAAGGACCUCUCCGAGCCGUUCGAUACCAAACGAGGUUUCAGACAAGGUGACUCACUAUCGUGCGACUUCUUUAACCUGAUGCUGGAAGGGAAGGGGAAGGCCUCCACUCCGUUGGAGGGAGCAGGUGGAGAGCGACCUGGUUAAACUUGGGAUCUCCAACUGGCGCCGAACUGCGAAGGAGAGAGAGAGGUGGCGCACUAUCGUCGAUUCGGCUAUAACCGGCUAAACGGUUGCAACGCCAAUCACAUACAUACAAAACUGGAGUGCAAGAAAAGAUGGAGGAGCCUUCGUGACUGUUACAAGAGUUGCAGGCGAAUGGAGCAGGUCCCUUCUGGAAGUGGUGCCGAGGCGAAUAGAAAAAAAUGGAAAUACUUGGAUGCGAUGUCGUUUUUGGAGAGUGCAACAACUUCCAGGCGGUAAGGUAAUAUACCAAUGAUUAUAUAUAUAAGCUAUGAAGUGGAAUAUCUCGAGGAUAGUGACAUCGUUAUUAUUGACAACUCCCAGGAUAACUCAGUACCAGAAACAAGAAAUACAGAUUCAGAUGUAAAUAGACGAAAGAAAAAGGACUGCGCAAAAUUUGAACAAUUUCUAGACAUGGCAGGAAGAAGCAUUACCGAAACUUGUGCUAGCUUUAUUGAAAGUAAUAGGAAGCAAAACUCCACCACCCUGCACUUUUCGUCAUUGGCCGCAAAAAUAAUUGAAUCUGGUCUUCCACAAAACGUAAUAAAUGAAAUUGAAGAAAAGGUAUCAAAUUUAGUGUUUGGUGAAAUUAAAAAAAUUUAUUCCACCAACACACUAUAAUUUUUUUAUUUUUCUUUUUUUAAAUGUAAAUAGAUUUUUUAGUUUUU
Molecule: messenger RNA, 3813 nt
Organism: Zeugodacus cucurbitae (melon fly)
Lineage: Eukaryota; Metazoa; Arthropoda; Insecta; Diptera; Tephritidae
Exons: 4
Coding region: 992-2725 (577 amino acids)
Source: RefSeq, a predicted model, not a curated record